This is a messenger RNA of Oncorhynchus nerka (sockeye salmon), 6576 nucleotides long. Its product is annotated as caskin-2-like. Lineage: Eukaryota; Metazoa; Chordata; Actinopteri; Salmoniformes; Salmonidae. Gene Ontology annotation, molecular function: protein binding. The transcript is spliced from 12 exons. Bases 1529 to 4741 code for a protein of 1070 amino acids. The record is from RefSeq and is a predicted model, not a curated record.
GUCAUCACUGGAAUACACUGGGACAGGAGAUGAAGACAUUAUUCCAUGAAGUAUCAUUCUUUGGCAGUCUUUAUCUCUCGUUCUGUUUUCCGCCUGCUUUAUUGUCCUUCAACCAGGGCUCUACAGUGCCACCUUUUUACUCACAAACUGAAAAAGUCAAGUAUGAGUUUUGAUUUAUAGCGUAUAAAUUGCUGCUGUAGUUAUUUUCUAAGUAUGUUGGCUGUUUUAGAAGUGUGUAGCCAUAGAGUCUACUUGAGUGACUUUGUCCUUGUGUUUCUUGGCCAUGGAUAUAAUUUUGUUCACAUGCUAGGUUGUUUUUGAUGUUAGCUUGUUUGAGCUCGCUCAACUGCUAGUGAAGAGACAUGGGAGAAUCUCAUCUCUCCCAGACAGACAUGCCAGUCUCACUGUUACCCUUAAAGGGGCAGCUGAACAUUUUUGUCUCCCCUAAGUGGCUAAAAUAUUUGACAGGACAUUGUACUUGCUUGAGCAUGGAACACCACAAAAACAUUUUAUUCUUUCACUUUUAGUAAUUUCUUAUCAUAAAAACGCUAUUUCUCAAAUACUUUUAUUGUGUUCCUAAAUGUAUUUGCGUGUUAAAAAAUCUAUUUAGCCGCAAAAAUUGAAAAAAUGUCAGCAUAGAUUCCUGCUAGCGGAUUUCUUUCUUUGUGCUUUUGUGUAGUGAAGCGACUCUUGCAUUCUUUUGCAGUUUGAGUUCUGCAGGACAGAGUGUUCAGAGGUGUGUGUGUGUGUGUGUGUUGGGAUUAAGAGACCUACUGAGACAGAGCCAGUGCAGACGUUCCUAUAGCGAGAGAGGCCCAGAGGAGAGACUGAGGGAUAUGAAAUGCUCUAAGCUGUAAUUCACCAAGCAGCUGUGUUUAACCUCAUGGAGUACAGGUUACAUAACCCUAUCAGCUCACACACACACACGCGCGCGCACACACACAACCAAAAGACUACGUGUGUGUGUGCGACCUAUGCAUUUGUUUGCUUGUGUGUGAUUGUUGCGUGCCACCCCUGUGUACGUGCGCAUGCAUGAGACUGUGUUUUGGACCUCUGCUGUUUGUGCUAUCUCCUCUGUAAUCCAGCAGGCCUGGGUCUUUGAUCUGGUUCUCGCAGCCUGGGAACUCAGGCCAUAAUGAGCACUUGUUUUCCUCAGUCAGCAGACUGCUGCUUCAAACAUGGAGGCUGUGGAGAGAGACUUCCUGUUAUGAUCAAGUUCUCUCUGUGUUUAAAGCAGAGUGAAUAGAACACAAUCAGCCACCACACCUCCUCGUCAUGGAUUAAUUAUUGAUGUGUACCAACCAGUCAGAAGCUGAAUACAGCACUGACUGACUCUGCUCUCUGAUGUCACUACAUUCCAUACCAGUGCCGGAUGUGACUAAUUAAAAAACAACAGGCAUUGGGAUUGUAGCGGCGUCUGGGUAUAUCCCCUUAAGAUGCUACAGGUGUCCUGCAGGUGAGAGCUCUGAAAGACUACUGGAACAUCCACGACCCCACUGCUCUCAACAUCCAGGCCGGGGAUGUCAUCAUGGUCCUAGAGCAGCACAUGGACGGGCGCUGGAAGGGGCACAUCCACGACAGCCAGAGGGGCACCGACCGGGUGGGCUACUUCCCGCCGAACAUUGUGGAGGUCAUCAGCAGACGCUCAGGGGGCACCCUGUCCCGGCAUGCCUCUCUGCCCACCCAGCGCCACCAGCUCCUCUCCAGAGCCCCCCUCUCCUCCAGCCUGAGCUCAGCCCCUCAGACCGACGACUCCUACACACUGUACACCCCCAACAAUCCCCACAUGGCCCUCCCCCACGCCAUCGGCCUCAGCGCCAACCCAGGUCGGCCUCCCAGCAGCCUCUCUCAGCCUGGUUGUCCCCUGGAGGACAUCUGGGUGCUCAGGAACUCACACACCGCGGCAGGUGACAGGAACAGUGUAGGGAGUACGGGCAGUGUGGGCAGCACCCGUAGUGCUGGGAGUGGACAGAGCACAGAGAGUAACACUGCUCUCAACGGACAACACCACCAGACCACCGCACUCCCAGACACAGCCAAACCAGCGCCCUCUGCUGGUGACUCAGGGCAACCAGUCCCCAAUAAACAGCCUGACCUGACUGCAGUGGUUCUGGGUGCUCCUCGGAGACCGAUGGUGAACAUACUGAGACCAGGGGAACAGCAGUUUGUCUCCCCGCAGUUUGUACGUCCUCAGCAGCUACUGGAGGGCAAGGAUGCAGAGGCCAUCUACCAGUGGCUGAGUGACUUCCAGUUGGAGCAGUACACUGGGAACUUCAUCACGGCCGGCUACGACGUCCCCACCAUCAGCAGGAUGACCCCAGAGGACCUGACGGCCAUCGGCGUCACCAAGCCAGGCCACCGCAAGAAGAUCUCAAUCGAGAUAGGAAACCUCAGCAUCCCCGAGUGGCUGCCUGAAUACAUCCCGGCAGGCCUGGGGGAGUGGCUGAGUACCAUAGGCCUGCCUCAGUACCAAAGGAAGCUGUCAGAGAACGGCUAUGACUCCAUCAGCAUCGUACGGGACCUGACCUGGGAGGACCUGCAGGAGAUAGGCAUCACCAAGCUGGGCCACCAGAAGAAGAUGAUGCUGGCCGUGAAGAAGCUGUGUGACAUCCAGAGGGCCAUCCUGGCUGCAGAAUCUGUCCAGGGCACGUUGCGCCGCAAGCCCCCUGGAGCCCUUCACCUGGUCACCAUUGAGCCCCCUGACAGCGCCUCCGACUGCCCCUCGCCCCACACCCCCAAGAUGCUGACCUUCCAGGACAGCGAGCUGAGCGCUGAGCUGCAGACAGCCAUGUCCAGCCACUACCAGGAGGGCCCGGCCAUCAAGAGUGCCGUGGGCAUGUCUCGGAGCCAAGAGAGCAUCGACGCCCGGUCCAGGGGCUCAGGGCGCUCCCAGGACCCCCCCACGGCCUCCAUCACUCCCCACAGCCGCUCACAGGAGAGCCUAGGGGGCAGCAGUACCUCCACCAGCCUCAGUGCUGACAGCAGCCCUGCCAAGGAGAGGAACAUUCCAGAAGGCUGGGACCAGAGGUCCAUACUACAGCAGCAGCAGCUUCCCAAGCAGGUCCCCCUGGGGGCAGCCACCGUGUUCCAGUACCCAGCCAUCCCAGCCAAGCCUAAAGGCCCUGGGUCUCACUCCCUAGGCUCCUCUCCCCAGGGCUCCCCGGCCCAGAGGGGCUUCAGCUACCUCCACUCCCACUGUGGCAGCACCGACGUGGGCCACGGCUCGCCCACCAAGCCCUUGGCACACACCUACCACGCCAUGACCCUGGCCCCGCCUAAGAAGCGCAGCCAGAGCCUGACACGCUAUGCCCUGUCAGACGGCGAACCAGACGAAGAGGAUGACGACUUGGCUCCGCCCUCUAGCACCCUAGAGUCCUACGCCACCCUGACCCGCCGGCCCGGACGCAGCCAGCUGGCAGGCAUGCAGAUCACACCCGUAAAGUACGGCACUGUGGGACGUAGCCAGUCCUUUGCCGUGCGCGCUCGUAAAAAGGGUCCCCCUCCAGCCCCGCCCAAGAGACUGAGCUCGGUGAGCAGCAGCCCCAGCGUUGGGUCCACUGAGAAUAUGGCGCCCUCUCCUGGGGGGGUGGAGACAGACAGUCCAGGGAGCGUGAGGAGCAUCGCAGCCUGUCUGGAGGCCUCCACUGAGGGGAAGAGCCUGUCCAGGCCCAGGCUGGACCUCCUCCAACCAGAGCCUCCCCUCCCCAGCCUCAACCCCUCAGGACUGGAGCCCAGAGAGGCCUCUGCAGGGAUGAGGAGGAGGGUGCAGAGCGAAUGUGCUCCAGCCCAAACCGACAUCCCAGACCAUUACCCAGACCCAGAGCGAGGGGUGAAGUCAGACUCUGAGGAGGAGGAACCUAAGGCACCGGGUUUGGAUGGCUCCUCAUCCCCUCACAAUAGCUCCAGCGAGUGUAUCCCCUUCGCCGAGGAGGGCAACCUCACCAUCAAGCAGAGGCCCAAGGUGGGAGGGCCGCCCAGGGCCGAGAGCACUGUGGAGAUCCCGGCAGACAAGAACCGGCCUACCAAGACAGCCCUGGAGGUGCCUGAGUUUAACCUGAAGGAGUCAGACACUGUGAAGCGGAGAUACAAGCCUAAAGACCAUGCUGGCAGCUCUCCCACCAGUGACAGUGAGGGCCAGAUAGGGUCAGACUCCAGUCCAGGCAGCAGGCCCCAGUCCCAAAGCUGUGAGGAGGUGAGUCUGGUCAGUCUGAGGAUCAGUGAGGCCAGUCUGGAGGGGCUGGAGAACCUAGCAGUGACAGGCACACCCCUCAAACCCCCCGUCUCCCCCAAGCCUCACAGCUCCCACGGACCCCCCGUCACAGCCCCAAAACCGUCCCGACACAGUCUGGCUGCUGCUACAGCCAUAGUGCCGCCCACUAUGACUGUCAACGUGGUACAAAGUCUUGCCUUCUCAGCCCCACCAUCACCCACACCCAGCCGGUGUCCCCCAGCCCCAGGGCUUCAGUGCCAGGCAGCCCAGACAGGCAAGCCCCAGGUCUGUGUGGUCGGCCCAGGCCCAGGGGUAGAGUCUGGCCCGGGGUUAGAGGUGGUGCAGCAACAGAGGCUGGAGCAGACCAGCACCUCUCUGGAGGCAGCACUGCAGGCUGUGGAGAGAAAACUCACCCAGGAGGACAGCACUGACGGUGGGUCGAACACAGUGAAGUCAGCGGGCAACAUUCUGGAUGACAUUGGCAACAUGUUUGAUGACCUUGCUGACCAGCUAGAUGCCAUGCUGGACUAAGCCCUCUAUCCACUCCACUGACCAGCCCACUGACCCAUGACCCUUCACCUCAGGAAGUACUAAUGACCAUGAGAGGGAGAAUGGAGCAGGUCAAUCCACCUAAGUGUUAUCUCCGACCCCGACGCCCUUCAAACUACAGACCAACCCCCACCACCAGACUAACAGAAAACAUAUGGGACUACAUUGUAGGAUGUGCCAUGGAGUGGGAUGCUUUUAAUGAACAGUGUGGAUCCAUCUCCCUCCUCCCUGCCUCCAUGUUGCCACUUCCUCUCCUUUCAACACCAGCACUUAACUCUGCUCUACAGUGCUUUGCCAUCAGUCACAACAACCCUGUUGGUUUCAACACAGGGCCUGACAACAACCCUGUUGGUUUCAACACAGGGCCUGACUGACUGUAGAUACAUGAGGGGUGGACCACAUACUGUACCAGUACACUGUUGUAUUGGGUUGUUUCAUACAACACGAGUUAAACCGUGUUGUCCUUUUUAUUCUACCCAACGUCCUCCAUUUCUUCGUCAUGUUGGUGUGCCUUUCUUCCCCUCCUUUCUCACAGUCUCCACCUCUGUGUAAAGUCAUUGUUUGGCCGUAGAGGGAGAGAGAGAGACAAUGGGGAGAAGGGUUUUUAUCCUGGCCUAUAGAGGAACCAUUCCUAGACACAAUAUUACCAUACAAUACCAUUUGUAUUAGACACUGUCUCAGUCAUUUGACCUUUGUGUUUCACCAUGUCUGACCAUUUCAAUUGGACCUUGUUGAUAUUUUCAAUACUCUUGUAUUUGAUCCAUUUUCUACCAAGUUGACCACAAUGAAAGUGUUUGUCUUCCUCAAGGCAAGGUGCCAGUACGUUUGUGCUGUUAAAAUCUUUAGUAAUCAUUCUUUAGUAAUACAGAAUGACUAGAUGCUAUAUAGUUUCUGGUUUUAUGUAAAACAUUUGGAAGUGCUGGAUGAUAUUGUUUAUACAAAAGGGAAGAAGACCUUUGCUUUUCAAAGCAUAUUUAGCUUUCGUCACUGUCCACACUGUCAGUAUAAGGAGUUAUACGUGAUUUGUACAGCCGAGGGAUGACAUGCAAGAUAUUAAUAAUGUACACUACAUUUUAAUGUAGAUUAGUCCAACUAGUAUUUAAAUGAGAGUAUCUAAAUAUGUAUAUUGUAUACUUAUAGGUAUAUCUGGGAGCAGAAUCAUAUUCAACCAAAGUUCUUUGUACAGAUUUUCCUUCAAUAUUUCCAUAAAAUGCAGAACCAUUGUUAAGGGGUUCUGGUCUUCCUUAACAUGAAUGAAAUUAAUUAUCUACAUGGUUAUCAAAAAUGGUCUGUUUUUUUUCCCCUGUCCACCCAGCAUUAUAUGGCUAUGUUCCAUAUUUGGGCAUGCUACAGUACUUCUAGCAGGGGGAACGAACUCUAUGAUGUGUUUCUGUCUUCCUCAUGAACUUUCAAAUCAUUAACCCUGACUUGUAUGAUUGUGUAUUGUCCUCUGUACUGUAAAUGUUUGUGUUGUUUCAGUGUGAAUGUGAUCCCUGGCUGUAACCUGGGUUUCAUCUCUGUCCUUCUCAGGAAUGUCCCACCUAUUCAGUUCAAGCUGCUGUCACAUUAAACACGCACACCUGGCUCUGUGUUAUGGAAGGAGGAACAGUGGUUUUGAAGAGGUGAGGUGAAGGAGAGCCUUGCGUGAAUGUGAAAGAGGUCUGUGUCUCAGACGGAACUGAGACCUGCUAGAGGCACCUUAUUUAAGAUGGCUCUGUGGAUAUAUAUUAUACUGUCUUGAGUUAUCAACAUCUGUCCUUUUUCAUCCAGCUGGGUCUUCAUCUGGUUACAGUUAACCAUUAAAUAUUCAUGUCUGA